This is a messenger RNA of Panicum virgatum (switchgrass), 2774 nucleotides long. RefSeq names its product beta-glucosidase 25. The record is from RefSeq and is a predicted model, not a curated record. NCBI's taxonomy places the organism in Eukaryota, Viridiplantae, Streptophyta, Magnoliopsida, Poales, Poaceae. The transcript has 13 exons. Gene Ontology annotation, molecular function: beta-glucosidase activity. Gene Ontology annotation, biological process: carbohydrate metabolic process. The coding region runs from base 1271 to 2524 and encodes 417 amino acids.
GAUAUCCAUGAUAGAUCGACAUGGACAACACGUGCAAUACAUUCUUGUGCAAUUGGCCCUGUCCAUGCUGCCUUCUGGAUCACUAUCACCAAAGCGCUCCCAUCGCUUUCAUCCAACUACCAUUGGAAUUUGGAAUUAUUAAAUUGAAUCCAGAAAUGAUCCUGCCGUGCAAGCAAGCCAAUAACGUUCCCCAUGCGAUAAGCAUAUGACUGUGCAAAUCUCUCAGCACAAAUUGUCGCCUAUCCUGGUUAACAAUCAUGUAUUUCUUUUCUGUUUUUCUUUUUCUAUUCACCACACACGUUGUGGUCACGUUGCAAAUCAUGACCCAAAGUUUUGUUUUUAUGUGGCACUACCAAACGAAAUAGACAAUAAAGGUGUAGUUUUCAGGAUAACUGCAAUAGUUCCGUCGUACAUAUCUGUUCCUCAUGUCCAUAAUGAGAAUUAUAAUUGAUACUUGGUGUUAUGAUAAUUUUGUAAGAAAAUGCGCCAUCUAAUAAUAAGGCCUUCACUUCAUGUGGCUAAAUGAUAAGGGCUUAGCCAUCCUCUCUAAUGUAACUUUUUAAGGUACUAUGGGUGCAGAUAUUAUCCAUGACCAUGAAUGCUGGAGUGCUGUGCAAUCCCAAACUGUAUGAAAUUGUUGCACCCAAGCAAAGCUCUGCUUUCUUGUGAUACUUCAGAUGUGGACCUUUUUUGACAGGUUUUCGGAGUUGGGCAUGUCAUUCCUUCCCUUCAUCCCUUGUUGAUUAAAUGUCCACUGUGAUAGAGAUUUUGCACACUGUGGCCUCCACAAGAGUUACUUAGUUGGGACGCACGUUGAAACUGAAAGGGCUUCCAAGACAUGUGAAGCUCAGCCUUCAGUUGCUUCCCACGCUUCACCAACUGAACAAGCUUCUCUGCUUGUGCUGAAGCUCUAAGGAGAGCAGACUUCCCUCCAGGUUUUGUCUUUGGCACGGCUUCUUCAGCUUACCAGUAUGAAGGCGCUGUCAACGAGGGUCAACGUGGACCUACAAUAUGGGAUACUCUCACAAGACGACCUGGUAUGAUAAUGAGUAUUUGUUGCAAAAGGUGCCAUAAUGAGAUGCUAAAUCUGUCCAGAAUUGUGACUCCAGAGCAUAUCUUUUGCAGGACGGGUGAUAGAUUUCAGCAAUGCAGAUGUUGCUGUUGAUCACUACCAUCGUUACAAGGUUGUUAACUGAGUAAGGACAUCAGUUACACUGAAAAACUCCAGAAAUGACAAAUCAACACUGACUGGCAGGAAGAUGUGGACUUGAUGAAGGACAUUGGCAUGGAUGCGUACCGGUUCUCUAUCUCAUGGUCCCGUAUCUUUCCAAAUGGAACUGGUGAACCUAACGAAGAAGGAUUGAAUUACUAUAACAGCCUCAUAGAUGCUCUGUUAGACAAAGGUAUACAACCAUAUGUAACACUCUUUCACUGGGACCUUCCGCAAGCACUAGAAGACAGAUAUGGUGGAUGGUUAAACUCCCAAAUCGUGGAUGAUUUUGUUCACUAUGCCUCUACAUGCUUCAAGGAAUUUGGAGAUAGAGUGAAACACUGGAUCACUUUUAAUGAGCCCCAUAAUUUUGCGAUUGAAGGAUAUGAUCUUGGCAUUCAAGCACCAGGGAGAUGUUCCAUUCUGUCACAUAUGUUCUGUAGGGAGGGCAAAUCAUCAACUGAACCAUAUAUUGUUGCUCACAAUAUACUCUUAGCACAUGCUAGUGCUUUUCAUACUUACAAGCAGCAUUUCAAGAAUGAACAAGGAGGUCUCAUUGGAAUCGCACUUGAUUCAAAGUGGUAUGAACCAUUGUCAGAUGUUGAUGAGGACACAGAGGCAGCAGCACGAGCAAUGGACUUUGAGCUUGGAUGGUUCCUGGAUCCCUUAAUGUUUGGCCACUAUCCUCCUUCUAUGCAGAAUCUUGCAGGCGAUAGGCUGCCUCAGUUUUCAACUCAGGCUUCAAAAUUAGUAUCGGGUUCGCUAGAUUUUGUGGGCAUAAACCACUAUACCACAUUGUAUGUUAGGAACGACAGAAUGCGGAUCAGGAAACUUGUAAUGAAUGAUGCUUCAACCGACGCUGCCGUCAUACCAACCGCGUACAGGCAUGGAAAGAAAAUCGGAGAAACGGCAGCGUCAAGAUGGCUGCACAUAGUCCCCUGGGGCAUGUUCAAGCUGAUGAAGCACAUCAAAGAAAAGUAUGGAAAUCCGCCUGUGAUCGUUACUGAAAAUGGCAUGGAUGAAGCAAACCUCCCAUUCUCGAGACUGGAGAGUGUUCUGCAGGAUGAUAAACGGAUACAGUACCACAACGACUACAUGUCAAACCUCCUAGAUGCUAUAAGGAAGGAAGGCUGCAACGUCCACGGUUACUUCGUGUGGUCACUGCUCGAUAACUGGGAGUGGAACUCUGGGUACACGGUGCGGUUUGGUCUCUACUACAUCGACUACAACAACAACCUGACGAGGAUACCCAAGGCUUCUGUCAAGUGGUUCAGCCAGGUCUUGGCCCAGCCCCAGAAGACGGCUAUAAUGUAGAGAGACAGUUUGUGGCAAGCCAGCCUGCCUAACGGCGAGACUCUUCGAUGGCCAUUGGUUCGGUGUACAUUACGCAGGCACCAUUUGUACACGCAUACAUCAUACAUGCCAUAGUAGUAGAUAGAUUGUGAUUAUUCUCAAUGUAUAUAACUACCAUUUGUGCGACCUUCAACGAUGGGUGUUGAAUGAGUCGCGAUUCUUGUUCCACAUUGAUAUUGCAGAAAUCAAUGAGAUUGUGAAUUUCUUCCCA